AUGUCGUCCUCAUCGUCAGAUGGCGUAGAUGAAGCUUUUGAAGAAUUUUUUGACGAAGAAUUUGAUAAUAUCGUCGACUCCCUACUUGAUGUACAAGCCAACAAACCAAAAAGACGAGCUUAUAUCGAAAGAGAUCGGGAACAAGGCCACAUUCAACUAUGGAACGACUAUUUCCACGAAAAUCCUACUUACCCACCGGACAUGUUUAGGCGGCGUUUUCGAAUGAACAAGCCCUUGUUCCUUCGCAUUGUCGAGCGGCUCAGUACAGGUGUUCCAUACUUUCGGCAAAGACGAAAUGCUCACGGAAGGAAAGGGCUAUCACCACUUCAAAAAUGUACGGCAGCUAUACGUAUGCUCGCAUAUGGUGAAUCGGGAGAUACGUAUGACGAAUAUCUCCGACUUGGUGAAAGUACGGCACUUUUAUGUUUGGAACAUUUCACUAAUGGGAUAAUAGACUUUUUUGGUGAAGAGUAUCUAAGAAGACCUACGGCGGAAGAUCUUCAACAAUUACUCGAUAUUGGAGAGGUACGCGGGUUUCCAGAGAUGAUUGGCAGCAUUGAUUGUAUGCAUUGGGAGUGGAAAAACUGUCCAACGGCUUGGAGAGGACAGUACACACGAGGUUCAGGAAAGCCGACAAUUGUCUUAGAGGCUGUGGCAUCAGAAGAUCUUUGGAUAUGGUCGAGCACCUAA
This is a messenger RNA of Brassica oleracea var. oleracea, 690 nucleotides long. RefSeq lists its product as uncharacterized. Bases 1 to 690 code for a protein of 229 amino acids. Lineage: Eukaryota; Viridiplantae; Streptophyta; Magnoliopsida; Brassicales; Brassicaceae. The record is from RefSeq and is a predicted model, not a curated record. The transcript is spliced from 2 exons.